AUGACUGAUGCGGAAUUGGAACUCCUAGUAUCGAAUUCCUGGUCGUGCAAAAAAUGUGAGGCUAAGCUACGAAGUCAACGAAAUGAUAAUACAGUUGCAACGCCGGUGAAAUCGUCGUUAGCUAACGUUAGUGUGCUGUCCGACGUAUCAGCGGAUUGUUUCAAGUCAACUAUGUCUGACCUUGAAAACAAAUUUAGUGAAGGUCAGGUAAGAUUGGAACAUUCGCUUGAGGCUUGUUUGAAUAAACUCAACGCUAAUUCUGACACCUUGAUUAGGCUGGAAGGCAUAAUAAAGACCCAGCAGGACAUUAUAUUAAAUUUACGAACUGAAAACACAAAACUAAAAGGUUGUGUAGAGGUGCUAAACGACAGGGUUGAUUCGCUCGAACAGUACGGCCGUAGAAAUAUGAUCGAAAUACACGGGAUUCCUGUUGUGCAGGGGGAAAAAACCAAUGACGUUGUGCUGGCUACGUGUAAAGCAGUCGGUGUUGACCUGGGUCCGGAGGCGAUAGACAGCUGCCACCGCCUGCCCAAGGGGGCAAACCAACACUCUCCCGGGAUCAUCGUGAAAUUCGUACGACGCGAUGACGCGCACAAGGUGCUUGAUAAGAAGAAACAGGUGAGGAGACUUUCCACUCGCGACGUCGGAUUUCAAACGGAGGAGCGCCCAGUGUUCAUCAACUUGUCACUGACUGUGGUACGUAGAAGGAUUCUGUCACAACUAAAGAAACUUCAAAAGGAGAAGGGAUUCAAAUAUGUGUGGGUGGAUAGAGCAGGCAACAUCAAAGUAAGACCAGUGGAUAAGGGGAAGGUGUCAAUGAUUAACAGUGAUAAGGAUCUGGAAGCUUUUAUUACUGCUAUGGUUUAA
Messenger RNA from Nilaparvata lugens (brown planthopper), 867 nucleotides. RefSeq lists its product as uncharacterized. The record is from RefSeq and is a predicted model, not a curated record. Lineage: Eukaryota; Metazoa; Arthropoda; Insecta; Hemiptera; Delphacidae. The transcript has a single exon. The coding region runs from base 1 to 867 and encodes 288 amino acids.